ACCGGCCCUCGCCGGCUGCUGCCUGCAGGGAGCCAACAGCUGCCGCCCGCUGCGCCCGGCGCUGGGCUGGGUCCGCCCAGGAGUAACCGAGGCAAACCGCAGGCAGGCAGCCGGGCAAAGGCGUCAUGCCCGCCAGUACCCCCAGACCCUCCCUAGGAGCAGCCGCUACGGGGAAACGGAUGAUAUUUACAGGCCCAGAUGCUAUUCGUGAUUACAGAACAAAGCUCCCUGAGUAUACUCGCUACAUCGGAGCAACCACUCCAGCACAAGGGGCCACCAGUGACCUUGAGUACUUGUGGCGUACUGCCCCCUGGACAACUUCUAUAUUGCCCCACAAACAUUCCUACCCUGGACAAAUUGGCUGGGGAGUAACAGAAUUUAGUUAUCUCAACAGAGGAAAUCUGCUCAGUGGCAUGCAGAUUAAGACUGGAGAAUUCCGUCAGGCUGCUGAAGAUGAGAUAACUCAUCGAUACCAGAAUCCAUGGCAGCCUCCACCCAAUAUUCUUGAUCUACAAGGCUCCAACGCUAGGGGCAGGCUUGCCUGGAAUUGCACUGACUAUGACAACUUCUAUCACGCUGACAGCAAAUGGGCUGCAAUGACCAGGGAUAGCUGGUCGUCAAAGGGAUCUGCGCUUCCCAGCUUAAAGCAAAGACCAGUCCACCAAAAUCAAACUAAUUCAGCUCUGCAUGCUCCUAGAGAUGAAGGCAAGCAGCGUACGCAGAUUGGAACUACAGCUUUCAUCAGCCAUGCUAAAAGUCUCUUCGGUGGACCUGCAAUGAGAUAAAUGCAGGGAGAAGCUCACAACACUCACCACCUUGGAAUAAUUCCAUUUUCUAAACUUGUUGUUUGACUUCGGAGCCAGCGGCGCUGGUAGCUACUGGAAGAGGAGGAUGAGGAGCUUGGUGAUGGGAACGGUGUAAUCAAGAGACUACUCAGAGAUGCUGUCAAGAAAACACACACAUGGACAUUUUGUAGGGUGCUGAUUAAACA
Messenger RNA from Mauremys mutica (yellowpond turtle), 991 nucleotides. RefSeq names its product chromosome 5 C4orf45 homolog (gene SPMIP2). Bases 126 to 785 code for a protein of 219 amino acids. The record is from RefSeq and is a predicted model, not a curated record. NCBI's taxonomy places the organism in Eukaryota, Metazoa, Chordata, Testudines, Geoemydidae. The transcript is spliced from 7 exons.